Cryptosporidium muris RN66 is the source of this 2214-nucleotide messenger RNA. RefSeq lists its product as uncharacterized. NCBI's taxonomy places the organism in Eukaryota, Apicomplexa, Conoidasida, Eucoccidiorida, Cryptosporidiidae. The record is from RefSeq and is a predicted model, not a curated record. The transcript has a single exon. Bases 1 to 2214 code for a protein of 737 amino acids.
AUGAGACGGCGUACAACCUCAAAGUCUCAGACUUUACCGAAAAACUCUAUAUUAGAUGAACAACAAACUUUAGAGAAGUCCUAUGGAAUACCAUCUAAUGUUGCACUCCCAAAUAAUUUAAAUACUCUGAAGAGCUCAAAGGACGUUAGGUCUAGUUUGACAAAUGCUAAAAUAAUACAGACACACUCAAGUAAAACUAGUAACUCAGAAAAUAAAGUCAUAAUAAAUGAAGAUAAUGAAACUGGGAUUUUCUCACCAACUAAGAGGCCUAGAACUCGCAGAUUAGUUAAGAGUCUUGAGAAAACAAGGAAGCAAAUUGGAACUCUAAUAGAUAAUAGCAAAGGAGAAUCAAGUAUUAGUCAGUCUAAAUCACUACUCUUAGAGACUGAUACAGAAUCUGAAAAACCUACACCACAUAUAUCUCAGUUUAGUAAUACAAAAAUAUUGGUAAAAGAAGGAGAUACAAAUACAGCAGGUGAAGUUUCUAAAUAUAUUGAAUCAUCAGUAUUAAAUUUUCAAAAUACAGACUCUUUACCAUCAACAGCUCCUGAAUCAACUGUAUCAUCUCCUAUUAAGACUUGUAAAUUUAAAGAACAGCAACUCUCAAUCUUAAAUCAGAGAACUAAGAUCUCCGAUUUAGUAAAGUUUGGGUACAAUCAAAUUACCAUACCUGAUCACUUAUUACAAGAUCCAUUAUUUCUCAAUAAGAUGCAAAACUUCUUUUUACCUACGGAAUACGAACGUCUGAUAAUGAUAUUUCAUGGAUUAGAGGUAAUUAUGCGUUUAUUGGAGAGACGCCAAAGGCCAUUUCUAUAUCCAUGUUUUAUUAAAGAUCAGGCUGAGAGAGUAAUUCAUAAAUCUAUUGGAAUGAAGGAUCUUCGUCAAAUAUCAUGGAUUGCACCUUGUAUGAUGUCAUUAAGAUGGUAUAGGAUAAAUGAGAAUUCUCGCAUAAUUUCUGAUGAUUCAUCACAGAGUUGUUACCAAAUAGAAUUAGUUCCCUGUAAUGGUAUUAAUAAUCCAAUAUCCCGAUUAUCUCAAGUUACGAUUAAUGAAAGGGUAAACAAAUUUCGAUUAACUUUGAUACAGUGGGUUCUUUAUCAACAUGAUGAAUACUUAUAUAAUAAUAAAGCAAUUAAAGUUCCUAUUUUUCCCUUGGAAAAGCUAGACCACUGGAGUUUUGAAUUUGAUAAUAAAACUUGUAUUCCAAUACCAGAAAUUAAGAUGCCAGAAAAACCUGAAAUGUCCUGUAAGAAUUCUAAUGGAAUUAGUACUAUUAAAUUUUCUCAAAGUUUGACACCUAGUACUAGGAGUCUUUAUAGACUUAGAUUUAUGAGCAACUUGUCUCCUAUUGGUGAAACAACACCCACUUCAGAUAAAUUAACUCAGAGAAGAUCUAUAUCUUUAGAUCCGACAAUUAACUCAAAUAUACUCAAAUCUGAUAAUGAAUCAAAAGAGGAAACAUCAAAUAAUAAAGAAGAUAUAUAUUCAACCCCAAUAAGAAGAAGAAAUUCAUUAAAUGAUUCUGAAGAGCUAAAUAUAACUCAAAAGUUGCAAGACUCACAAAACUUAUAUGAAAGACCUAAUUAUACUUUUAGAUCUAUACCACGAACUGCACCAUCAACUCCAAUACGUUUUAGCUCUGCAUCCUCAUAUCUCGAACGCUCUAUAUCCCCAUCUAUAAAUUCCCAAAGCUCAGCCCACUCAAGAUUAUCAUCAUCUAGUUUGAACCAAGUAAAAGAUCGAAACUUAAUGACACCUUCUAGAAGAGCAUUAUAUGAUUGUGUUAAAUUAAGAGAACAAGCUCGUGAAGUCUGUAAACUGGUGUCAAAUGAAGAUCAACAAUUUAAUGAUAAAAUAAGAAAUUUAGAGUCACAAUUAUGGACUAUACAGCAACUAUCAUAUUUGUAUAGUCACAACAAAACGAUCAUGCCAAUUUUGCAAAUGCCUUUACUAAUCCGUAAAUUAACAAGUUCUGCUAGAAAUACUCCCUCUAUUAAGGAUGUUGAAGAAGCUUUAUUUGUUAUAUCAAAUAGAUGGCCAGAAGUUGUACACUUAGGAAACUCUUUGGUAGAUGAAGGUGUAAAAUUAGUGAAAUUUCAGCGAGAUGAUAUAUCUGUCAAAUCAAUCAUUAAAGUUUUAACUCAAGAACGUGAAAAUAUAAUUAAGGAACGUGAAGAUUUUCGUUUGAGAACACUCAAUGCAUAUACAAAAUAA